GCAUUGCCCUCUGGAUGGGGGAUUCCCUGGGAAUCCCCUGCUCACAAUGCCCUAGCUAAGUGGUGGGUACAAACUAGCUACUGGGCAGGAAAAUGUGUCGUUUAGACACUUGGUAGAUUGGAUUCCUGGGCCCUGUCCUUGACUUUGUGUAUGGUGCCUGAAUCAACAAGUCCCAAUUUCUCUGUGACCUGGACAAGAAGAAGCCUGUUUCUCACUCUGUUCCUGGUGCAGGGCCCCCAAAUAACACCAGCUCUGUCCCUCUCUUCCUGCUUCCUCUCGGCUCAGGCUGUGUGGGUAUCCCCCCUUCUAUUCCAACCAUGGCCUUGCCAUCUCUCCGGGCAUGAAGAGUCGCAUCCGGAUGGGCCAGUAUGAGUUUCCCAACCCGGAAUGGUCAGAAGUAUCAGAGGAAGUGAAGAUGCUCAUCCGGAACCUGCUGAAAACAGAGCCCACUCAGAGAAUGACCAUCACGGAGUUCAUGAACCACCCCUGGAUCAUGCAAUCCACGAAGGUCCCUCAAACCCCACUGCACACCAGCCGGGUCCUGAAGGAGGACAAGGAGUGGUGGGAGGAUGUCAAGGUGAGGGGAGCCCCUGGCACGGAGGGCUCGGGGAGGCAGCUCACGGGGCCGCCCAGCUGUGCGUGGUGCUGGCCGGGAGGGUUUGCUGCUGCAUCCUCUCCCACAGGGAACGUCUGUUACACAGGAACGGCGACUCUGAGCCCCUUUCCGACCAGGUUGUGGGCGGAGGAUUCUGUGUUCCUGUCUAAACGCGGCCAUGGCUGUUUCCUACCAUCCCUCUACUCCCUGGGUCUCUAGAGGGGCCUGAAAGGCCACCUGGUGCCACCUCCUCAUAUGGCAGAUGAGGAAACCGAGGCUCAGAGAGGAGGAGUGACCUGUUGAAGG
Messenger RNA from Diceros bicornis minor, 901 nucleotides. Its product is annotated as MAP kinase-activated protein kinase 2-like. Gene Ontology annotation, biological process: response to cytokine; intracellular signal transduction; vascular endothelial growth factor receptor signaling pathway. Gene Ontology annotation, cellular component: nucleus; cytoplasm. Gene Ontology annotation, molecular function: calcium-dependent protein serine/threonine kinase activity; calmodulin binding; calcium/calmodulin-dependent protein kinase activity. The transcript is spliced from 3 exons. Bases 341 to 814 code for a protein of 157 amino acids. Lineage: Eukaryota; Metazoa; Chordata; Mammalia; Perissodactyla; Rhinocerotidae. The record is from RefSeq and is a predicted model, not a curated record.